Messenger RNA from Oldenlandia corymbosa var. corymbosa, 2818 nucleotides. Lineage: Eukaryota; Viridiplantae; Streptophyta; Magnoliopsida; Gentianales; Rubiaceae. The record is from the annotation of a GenBank genome assembly.
CUUGUGUCCACCUUCCUAUGGAGUUUUUAUUGUUCUAUAAUAAUUAUCAUAUAAGUAUAUUAUUAUGUAACGAAAAAAUAAUGGCCUUCCCUUCUCUUCCCAAAUAAAAAUCGUGAUGGACGGAACAUCAAUUUUUUUUUUCCCAUUUUCUUGGUAGCGAACCAGAGUGGUGGUUGUCCUGCAGGCUCCUUAAAAAAAAAAAAGGACAUCCUAAUAGUCAAUGAAGUUUACUCUUGUGUUUGUAAAAUGGUCGAUGAAUCUUGUGGACAUGUAUCGUCCAAGAAUUGCCCCCAGUAGUACACGCUACACGUGAUAAUUGCUUUCCUCAUGCACGGGCAAGCUGAUUUAAGUACUGAAACGGAUUUGCUAUGUAAAACAUUCUUUUCUUAAAUUUAUAAUCACAAAAUUGGUUCUCUAUAUAAACCCACGGCCUAAAUUCCAUCAAUCGUCCCUCAUCAACUUUCCAAGUUCUCUUGUUCUAAUUAAGCUUUAGUUAGUAGUUAAAUAUAAGUUUUCGGAGACACUGAUUGUGAGGAAUGGCUAACUUAGCACAAAAACACUUCUUCAAUUCUCUCCAACUCGCAGCUACUGGUCAAAAUCGUCGUUUUCAUGUAAAAUUCCGUGUCGUUUCUGCUGCAAACUCAACCACAACACCGUCUUCAACCGCUGACGCCGCGGGACUAUCACACAAUGAUAAUAGUCGACAUAAGCUGCAGCCAUCGAGAAAACGAUCAUCCCACGAAUAUCACACGUCUCCCAACUGGGAUUUCAACCUUCUUCAGUCCCUCCAACAUAACUACGCGGUAAUCAUCUCGAAUUAUUUUCACCGAAAUCUUUUUUUUUUUUUGUUUUUUGUUCCUUCCCUUUUUGGUACAAAUGCAUGAGUACAUAAAUGAAACCAAGUUGAAGGCAAGAUUAAUGGGUUUCUAGUUUAAUGUUUUCUUUUAUAUAACUAUUGAAUUUGUUAUAGUUUUGUGUGUUGCAUAGGGGCAAUCAUUAAAAAUUCUUUUGCAUAUUUUACGUGACGCGAAAUGAUUUGAUGGGUUCAGGGAGAAGAGCAAAUGAAACGAUUCGAAGUACUGAAGGAAUUAGUGAGGUUAAUGCUGGACGCAGAAGAAGUGGAGCUUAUCCAUCGACUGGAAUUAAUUGAUAACUUGGAAAGGCUUGGGAUUUGUUACCACUUUGAACCAAGAAUCCUAUCCAACUUAUCCAGAAUCCACAGCCGAGACCCUACUAAUGAGCAGCAAGACCUUUAUUCAAAGGCACUUGAAUUUAAACUCCUCCGACAGCACGGAUUCGAUGUCUCUCCAGAUGUUUUUGAUGCUUUUAAAGAUGAGAAAGGGACUUUCACAACAAGUCUUCUGAGGGAUCCCAAGGGAAUGCUAUACUUGUAUGAAGCUUCACACCUUCAAUUAACAAAUGAUGAAACCAACUUAGAAAUGGCCAGACAGUUCACGGCCAAAUAUCUUAAGAAGCAAUUGGACGAAAAUGGAUUUGAUGACAAAGAACCAACACUUGCUGAGUUAGUACAACAUUCCUUGGAGAUUCCACAGCAUUGGAGGAUGAAGCGUUUGGAGUCACGAUGGUUUUUGGACUUGUACGAGAAAAGCCCUAACAUGAAUCCCAUUCUUCUUGAGCUUGCAAAAAUUGAUUUUAACAUUGUUCAGAAAUCAUAUCAAGAUGAACUCAAACACGUAUCCAGAUGGUGGAGGAAUACAGGAAUGGGAGAAGAAUUGAAUUUCGCGAGGGACAUAUUGGUGGAGAACUUCUUAUGGAAUGUAGGAUUUGUUUGGAAACAUGAACAAGGAUAUUCUAGGAUUAUGGGAACCAAGGCUGUUAUCUUCAUAACCAUGUUAGACGACCUAUAUGAUACUUAUGCUAAUUUGGAGGAACUGGAACUCUUCACUUCUGCGAUCCAAAGGUGGGAUGUCAACUCAGUGAAUGAGCUUCCGGGGUACAUGAAACAAUUGUUUCUUGCCCUCCAUAGCUUUAUUAAUGAAGCUGCUUAUUUUGCACCAAAAGGACAAGGAGUAAAUCUCGUUCCAUACUUGACCAAAUCAUGGGCAGAUUUAUGUGGAGCGUAUUUACGAGAAGCAAAGUGGUAUUUCAAGAAAUACGUACCCACGUUUGAAGAGUAUUUAAACAAUGCAUGGAUCUCAGUGGCAGCUCCUCUAGCAAUAACCCACGCUUACGCUUUCACUGUCAAUUCGGUGGAAAACAAUGACUUAGAAGCCAUUCACAACUAUGAAAAUAUUAUUCGUUCGUCGGCAAUGAUUUUACGGCUUACUAACGACUUAGGCGAAUCCCCCUUAACGGAAAAGCUAAAAAGUGAUGACGUGCCUAAAUCCAUAGAGUGUUACAUAAAGGAGAAUGGAGCAUCUGAAGAAGAAGCACGAGAACACAUACAAUCGUUGGUGAAUGAUGCAUGGAAGGAGAUGAAUACGUAUCAAAUUACGGACACUUUCAUGUCGAAAAAUCUCAAACAAAUUGCAAUUGAUAUGGCUCGAGCUGGACAUUAUAUGUACCAUCACGGAGACGGCCACGGCCAUCAAAAUUCCAACAUGGCUCAUCACAUUGCUACUCUAUUUUUUCAGCCUAUUUGUUCUUUUUAAUUCUAUCUUUGUAAUUUAGGAGAGUAGCUAGGAGACCUGAUUAAUUGUUGGUAAGUGAAUUUAUUCUAAGUGUGGAACAUUAUUACGACAACCAUGCAUCGGUGUUAGGUUUGAGAUCUUCUUAAAUGGUAUGAUAAUGAUUUACACUGUUCUGUCCCAAUCUUCCUGCAUGAAGAAAACGAAGUUCACCAACUUGAUUGUAUGGG